Molecule: messenger RNA, 3477 nt
Organism: Exophiala aquamarina CBS 119918
Lineage: Eukaryota; Fungi; Ascomycota; Eurotiomycetes; Chaetothyriales; Herpotrichiellaceae
Exons: 3
Coding region: 1-3477 (1158 amino acids)
Biological process (GO): response to oxidative stress
Molecular function (GO): iron ion binding; heme binding; oxidoreductase activity, acting on paired donors, with incorporation or reduction of molecular oxygen
Source: RefSeq, a predicted model, not a curated record
AUGUCGCGCAAGCGGAAGCUCUCCUCUACUUCCAUCGACGCAAUGCCAUCAGCUCAGGACUUUUCCAACGACCGGGACGGCGAAUCUGCCGGUUCCAAACUGACGGCUACCAUAAAGGGCCUUUUUGAGAGCAUUGCUGGUUCUGCCCCUGAUCCUACCAAUCCAGUCAUCAAUGGCGCCUCCGUGCAAUCCCGUCCAUUCCUAGCUCGAGUUUUGGCCGAUAUUGCCAGUCAAGCUCCCAGGCUGGGCGAAAACAUCGGCUUGAUCUCUUCUUUGGUUGAUACCAAACUGUUCGAUGGCGGCAUGGUGGAUGAUCGGAUCUAUCAGAUGGAGAGAAUCAUCCAGUUGGCUGCAUCAUUACCCGCGGAGUCCAAGGCUUUGGGUGAUCUGAGUGGUCAAUUCAUAAAGCUGCUGUGGGAGAACCUGGAGCAUCCUCCACUCUCCUAUCAAGGGGAUGCGUAUAAGUAUCGUACCGCGGAUGGCUGCAACAACAACAUCAUGUAUCCUCACCUCGGGAAAGCUGGCUCAUACUACGCUAGGACUGUUACUCCUCAGACUCUAAAGCCUGGUGUACUCCCGGACCCAGGUGUUAUUUUCGAUGCUAUCUUCGCACGUGAGGAAACACCGAGAGAACAUCCUAACAAAAUAUCUAGCAUGCUGUUCUACCUUGCAACCAUCAUCAUUCACGAUUGCUUCCAUACAGACCCGACCGACUACGGCAGAGUCAAGACAUCGUCCUAUCUAGAUCUUGCUCCUUUAUAUGGCAGUAGCCAGGAAGAGCAAAACAAAAUCAGAACAUUCAAGGAUGGCCUCCUGAAACCUGACGCCUUCUGUGAGAACAGAAUCCUUGGCUUUCCACCAGGUGUCUGUGCCAUCAUUGUGUGUUUCAAUCGGUUCCACAACUAUGUAGCAAUACAACUCAAAGAGAUCAACGAAGGGGGUCGAUUCAAGAUUCCUAAGGACGAGAGCGAUGAGAGGGCUGUCAAGAAGUUGGACAAUGACCUCUUCCAAACUGCUCGACUGGUCACAUGUGGGCUUUAUGUCAACAUCAUUCUUAAUGACUACGUGAAGACCAUCCUUAAUCUCAACAGAUCCAGCUCGACCUGGACCUUAGAUCCUCGCAAAGACUUCAGCGAGGUUUUUGACGCUCAGGGUGUGCCCUCCGGUGUGGGCAAUCAAGUCAGUGUGGAAUUCAACCUGGUUUACCGAUGGCACUCUGCUAUCAGUGUGAAAGAUGAGAAAUGGACCAAUGAAUUGUACAACUCCUUGUUCCCGGACCAGGACAUCUCCACAGUCACCCAGGCCGAUCUCCUGAAAGCCCUGAGACGCUGGCUCGAGAAGAUUGGCAGCGACCCGACGAAGUGGGAGCUCGAUGGCGGGAAAAUUAAGAGAACCGAGCGUGGCACCUUCCGCGACGAAGAUCUUAUCAAGAUCUUGAGUGAUGCCACUGAGGACGUAGCAUGCGCCUUCGGACCCAGAAACGUCCCCCUUGUGAUGAAGUUGAUCGAGACAUUGGGAAUGCAGCAGGCAAGAGCAUGGAAUGUGGCGACGUUGAAUGAACUCCGGAAGUUCUUCAAGCUGGAGCCUCAUCGAACAUUCUCCGACAUCACCAGGAACGAAGAAGUAGCUCGUUCAUUAAAGGCUCUCUACCAGCACCCCGAUUAUGUCGAACUUUACCCUGGUCUAGUUGCUGAAGAUGCCAAGGAUCCGUUGGAACCGGGCUCCGGCCUAUGUCCCGGGUACACCAUUUCCAGGGCUAUCCUUGCAGAUGCGGUUGCGCUCACUCGAGGCGACCGCUUCUACACUAUCGAUUACACGCCAGCCAACUUGACUUCGUUUGGCUGGGCACAGGUCAACUCUGAUCCCGAUGUUGCGCAAGGUGGCUGUUUCUACAACUUGGUCAUGAGAGCCCUGCCAUUCUACUAUCGAGGUAACUCGAUAUACGCCAUGUACCCAUUUACAGUACCAGAAGAGAACCGCAAGAUCAUGGCCAAACUCGGCAAGGAAGAGCAAUUCGACUAUCAGAGGCCGUCAUAUAUUGGACCUCCAACAUCGAUCCGCUCAUGGAAGGCAGUGACCGACAUCUUGAAGGACCAAGCCUCAUUUGCGGUUCCGUGGGGCCCUCAUACCUAUUCCUUGACCAAACACGAUUAUAUGCUGAGUGGCGACAAGCCAUCCAACGCAACGCAACGCAAAGAUGUGCAGAACGCCCUCUACUGUCCUGUCAAUGGUUUAAAACAAGUGCAAACGUUCUACGAAGAUCUAACAACUCAAUUAGUUGUCGCAAGGUCAGAACGCUUGAGAGGCGAGUGGUACCAACUUGACGCGUGCCGUGAUGUUGGCAAUCCAUCACACGCUAUUUUCGUUGCCAAAUUGUUUCACUUGCCACUCAAGAAGCGUGGAGACAUGAACCUGGCUGCCGUCGAGGUUGAUCAACUCUAUCUGGCUCUUUCCGUCCUGUUUGCAUAUGUGUUCCUGGAUCUUGAUACCGCACGGUCAUUCAAAUUAAGGGGCGGAGCAAAGACGGCAACCGAACAGAUCGGGAAACUCGUCAAGGUUGUCUGCGAAGCUGUCAAGGUCGGCGGCUGGCUCCAUCUUGGCGAUCUGCUUCCAAUGGGAACCGCUGGGAAGAUGCUAGAAGAUUACGGUGCCCAACUCCUGAAACGUUUGUUUGAAGGCGGGAAAUCGGUGGACGAGGUUGUGUGGACUAUCAUUCCCACUGCUGCCGCGGCUGUUGCCACGCAAGCGCAGCACUUCACCCAAAUGUUGGACGUUUACCUGAAAGAGGAGUAUUAUACGAAGCACUGGUCCGAGAUUCAAAGGUGCGCAUGGUCGAAUGCACCAGAGGACUUUGAGAAGCUCAAGGGCUAUGCUCUCGAAGCAAAUCGUCUGGCCCCCGCCGCCUUCGGCCUGCUCCGCAAAUCCAACGUCGACACUGUCAUCGAUGACGAUGGAACACCAGUGGAGAUCAAGACCGGAGAUCAAAUCUACACGGAUUUCAUCACCGUCGGGCUCGACGAGAAAGUCUUCCCCAACGCGCGCGAAAUUGAUCCAAAUCGUGAUCGCUCGCUGUACAUCCACCACGGCUACGGUCCUCACUCGUGCCUCGGUCGACCCAUCGUCGAAGUCGCCAUGGCAGCUCAGUUGAAGGUAUUCGCCAAACUGAAGAACCUUCGCCGCGCGCCAGGCUCCCAAGGUCAGCUCAAGAAAACGAUUCCUCAACCAAAUCCGACAAGUAGCGACCCUAAACCCAAUCCGGGCAGCAUCGAGGUCUUCAUGCUCGAAAAUUACUCCUCCUGGUAUCCUUUCCCGACAACGCUGAAAGUACACCACGACGGCCUACUACAGGACCAGCCGGACCAACUGGCUGCUGAAACCGGUGUGCCCGGCAUUCAAGACGAUAUCCAGGACAGCGAUAUGGCGCAGAGCAACGGUGUACACAGCACUGGCUACAACGAGGAGAUCCAAACCGCAUGA